Rotaria sp. Silwood2 is the source of this 869-nucleotide messenger RNA. The record is from the annotation of a GenBank genome assembly. NCBI's taxonomy places the organism in Eukaryota, Metazoa, Rotifera, Eurotatoria, Philodinida, Philodinidae.
UACCAAAACGAUUUUAGUAUAUAUUCCUAAACUGAAACGUAACAAUAGAAAUAAAAACAAGUGAUUAUUACCGAAUUCUUUUCGAAGAAGAGAAGCAGUACGAUCAAUCCAUGCCAAAAAAAUGUGAUGAGUCCAUACGAUUAUCUUCAGUGGAUUCAAAUAUAUCAAUAGAUGAUCUAUGAAAACCUGCAUUACCCAUCAACGCAGAAAUAACAAGACGUGAACCUGUGGAGAAAAAAAUUGUAGGUAGCUUUUAAGAAAGAGAAAUUGUACCUUUGCCAUUACUCUGUCGUAAACGACCAAUACCAGUAUCUCUAUCAGUCCACACGAAGGUUUUUUUUUCGUUCUGAUUACACCACGUUUCAUCAUGCCAAAAAACGACUGUUUCAUUGUUUCGUAGUUCAUCGAUUUUCGAAAAGUAACGUGCACGACCUGCCAUGUAAAACGAAGAAUCAAGGGGAACAACAAUUUUCGUUGUUCUUUUAUACGCAAAACCUAAUUUUUUCAUCCACCGCCAUAACGACGACGUCGAACGAAUCGGAAAAUCAGGAUCGUCACUCAAAAUUCGAGUGAGAACUUUAUCGACGGUUGGGUAGAUCGGCUCAGCCAACAUCAGAUGAACAUGGUAACUAUAAAUAGUGUAUAUAUAUUAAACAGUGUAUUCUGGUGAGUAUGCCUACCGAACAUUUUCUUUUUGACUUUCUGUCAAAAGGAUAGGAGAACGACCGGAAUUACCACGUUUUCGUGAUGAUUUAGCAACAGGCAUAAAUGUUGUUACAGUGGAACUGGAUGCAGCAGUAACUGACGAAGAUGAUGAUGUUGAUGAUGAUGAUCUGGUACGUGGAUUUCGAAGCCGAACAGUAGCUUGA